AUGAUAGCAUCAGAAGUUGGCUCCACCAACACGGAGCCUGUGCACGUCAGGAUCACAAAUGAGAAAGCUCCGUUGAUUCAUGGUAGAAGCAUGUUUCAACGAUUAAGCAGUAUCUUCAAGGUUGGGAGGAUGCAACACCCGGAAGGAGACGGCUAUGUCGAAUUUGGCAAUUUGGGUAUCGACAGCACUCGUACAUUGGGAACCUUUGCUGGUGUAUUCAGCCCCGUCACAUUGUCUAUGUUCAGUGCCUUAGUUUUUAUACGAAUGGGAUAUAUCGUGGGCAAUGCAGGAUUACUCGUCACCUUGAUACAAUUUAUAAUCGCAUAUGGUAUUUUAUUAUUCACUGUCGCGUCUGUCUGCGCUAUAUCGACCAACGGUGCAGUGGAAGGCGGUGGUGCUUAUUUUAUGAUCAGUCGCACGUUAGGGCCCGAAUUUGGCGGCUCUAUCGGCACUCUCUUUUUUAUGGCCAAUAUAGUCUCCAGCGCGCUUUGUAUCUCCGGCUGCGCCGAGGGUUUGGUCGAGAACUUCGGACCAUCUGGUUACCUGAGCGGCCCGAGCGGACUGAUACCAGAUGGCCGAUGGUGGAGAUUUUUAUAUUGUUCCGUACUGAAUACCGCCAAUCUCCUGGUUUGCCUGAUCGGAGCCGCAAUGUUCGCGAAAACCAGCGUCGCGAUCUUGGCGGUUGUCUGUAUCUGUUUAAUUAGCGUUUUUAUCAGUUUUCUGGCGCAAGGCGCUAUGGAGAUACCAAUACCGGACGCAAACACGUUGGUGCAAAACGCAACGGAUCACGUGAACGGAAGUUACACGGGCCUUUUGUCCGCUACUCUUUACAACAAUCUCUAUGCGAAUUACAGCGCCGAUUAUUCGAGUGGCGGGACUUUGACGGAUUUUGCGAGCGUUUUCGGUGUGCUCUUCAGCGGUGUAACCGGAAUAAUGGCGGGAGCGAAUAUGAGCGGUGAACUGAAGAAUCCUGGCCGCAAUAUUCCACGUGGGACGUUAUCGGCUGUAUUAUUUACAUUCAUAUGCUACAUUCUGCUGUCGGUGUUGACAGCCGCUACCACCAGUCGGUUUUUAUUGCAAAAUAACUUCAUGUAUAUGAUGCCAAUUAAUAUCUGGCCACCGUUCGUCGCUGUCGGUAUCCUCACGGCGACGUUCAGCGCCGGUUUGAGCAAUCUGAUAGGUUCCAGCAGAGUGUUGGAAGCAUUGGCCAAGGACAACGUAUUCGGUUCGGGAUUGAAUUUUAUAAUACAAGGUACGUGGCGCGGGAAUCCAAUAGCAGCGGUGUUGACUUCGUGGGCUCUGGUUCAGACGAUCUUACUCAUCGGGUCGUUGAACACUAUCGCUCAGAUCAAUUCUGUACUAUUUUUGUUGAGCUAUCUCGCGACCAAUCUCGCAUGUCUCGGACUGGAACUCGCUAGUGCGCCGAACUUCAGGCCUACGUUCAAUUACUUCACAUGGCAUACGGCGACCAUAGGCCUCCUCGGGACGCUGAUAAUGAUGUUCAUAAUCAACAGUAUUUACGCUUCCAGCAGCAUAAUAUUGUGCUUGAUCCUGAUCAUCGUGCUGCAUCUGUUUUCCCCAAGUAAGAACGCGCCGUGGGGCAGUAUAUCCCAAGCGUUGAUAUUUCACCAAGUCAGAAAGUACCUGCUGAUGUUGGAUUCGCGCAAGGACCACGUCAAAUUCUGGCGCCCGCAAAUGCUGCUGAUGGUCGCGUCACCGCGCUCCGCUUGCCCUCUUAUCGAUUUUGUGAAUGACCUGAAAAAAGGAGGACUCUACGUUAUCGGACACGUCAAGGUCGGCGAAUUCACAGGACAGAAUAACGAUCCUACGAUGGAGGAGUAUCCGCAUUGGCUGAGUUUGGUCGAUCACAUGAAGGUCAAAGCCUUUGUCGAGCUAACUGUGACAAGAACGGUGCGCGAAGGUUUGCAGCAUCUGAUAAGACUGUCUGGGAUGGGCGCGAUGAAACCGAACACGAUCGUCCUCGGUUUCUACGACGAGGAGUCGCCGCGAGAUUUUUUCGCAGACUCUCAGUACGCGACGACGAUAUUCGAGAAUAGCUCGACGCUUCCAAACAGCGCUAUGUUCCCGCUGAGGCAAACGACGGACGAGAAAUACCUGGAUCCUGUACAAUACGUCGGUAUGUGCUCGGACGUUCUGAGGAUGAAGAAGAAUCUGUGUCUAUGUAGAAACUUUCAUCUGUUGAAUAAAGCGCAAUUGACAAAGAACUCGAACUUGAAGUACAUCGACGUGUGGCCGGUGAAUUUCUUCCAACCGACUGAUCAGGAUCCAUUCGACACGACGUCGUUGUUCAUGCUCCAACUCGCCUGCAUCAUCAACAUGGUACCCAGCUGGAAGAACCUUCAUCUCAGAGUGUUUCACUGCGAGACCUCGAACGGCAGCUUGGGCAUCUCGGACACGCAAAGCUCGGUAAACGAAUUCCCGAGAGUCUCAAACGAGCACAGAAUACGAAAGUCGCUGAACUUGCUGCGAAUCUCUGCGUCGAUCAAGAAGAUCCCGGAAUGGGGAGAGCAGAUUCGAGGGCUGAAGGGCAGGUCAUUACUCGAGCCGAAAACGGAGAAUCACUUUGACGGAAGUACCGAGUCUAAUGACAACGCUUUGAGCAACAUGUCACGGGCUUACAUAUUAGGUGUUAAUCAACUAAUAAGGCAACAUUCCUCUCAGACUGCGACGACAUUUAUUUAUUUGCCUGCACCACCAAUCUCGACCACUUGGGACCAGGACGAUAUGUAUCGACAGUAUUUGCAGUCGUUGACUGAACUAACCGCAGAUCUACCGCCGAUAGUUCUCGUGCACGGUGUUAGCGCCGUUACGUCGACCACUUUAUAACAAAGUGUACGGAUAGAAACGAAAAUGUUUAAUAUAUUCUGAAUCUGUAAAAAGAGAAGAUAUCAAUCGAAAAGCUGAUAAAGAUAAUUAUAUUAUAGUUCCUCGGACAUAUGAUACUAAUUAUAAGCAGAAUUAUUGUACUAAAUGCACAAAGUCUGAGGAUAAAUGUAAUUUAUUAUUAGUGAUUCGAUUAAUUACUCAUUAGUAAUUCGAUUAAUUUCUCAUUAGUAAUUCGAUUAAUCAUUUUGCAUGGUACUAUGUAUAACAUGUAACCAAGCAAUAAGUAUUGUUUUAGAUCGGUAGGAAACUCUUAUCACGUCCAACGGGAAGAAAAUAUUUAGUAUGUAUAAAUGUUAAAGUUUAUAAUACUGUGAUAACAAACGUAUCAUAUAAGAGAUUCUCCAAAAAUGAAUAUUUUUUAAAGUGACGACUAGACGGUUCUAACAUCAUAUAAGGAUAUUGUAACUAAUAUAUACAAGAUAAGGCAUUUAAUUUUAUGACCUAAACUGUUUUUUGUACGUGCGAGUACCGUAAAGUACUUUGGACAAAAGUCUUGUAGUUUCAGGCUAGAAAUAAGAGAUUCACCAAGCUAUAAGCCUUGUUUGAAACAUUUAAGUCAUAAAAUUAAAUGCUUAUUAUACACUUCAUAUAAAAUACACUAUUUCUGUAUCGCUCUUUUAUACUGCAUUUCAUGUCAUUAACAUUAUUUAGUAAUACAUCAAUUAAGAAUCGAUUAAACAAAGAUUUAUCGAAAUUACUUGGCUUAUUAUAUUGAGUAUUAGUUGAAAUUAUUUGAAAUUGUAUUAUUUGGAGAUAAAAUGGUUUUUUGACCGUGACGAUUUUAAUAUUAUGGUAGAGACAAAACAAAAACAACAAAAAUAUAAA
Molecule: messenger RNA, 3732 nt
Organism: Harpegnathos saltator (Jerdon's jumping ant)
Lineage: Eukaryota; Metazoa; Arthropoda; Insecta; Hymenoptera; Formicidae
Product: solute carrier family 12 member 9
Exons: 9
Coding region: 1-2847 (948 amino acids)
Biological process (GO): potassium ion homeostasis; chloride ion homeostasis; cell volume homeostasis
Cellular component (GO): membrane
Molecular function (GO): potassium:chloride symporter activity
Source: RefSeq, a predicted model, not a curated record